GCACCUUCAGGCUGCCCCUUCCUGGCUGGGAAGGAGCUGCAGAAACGGCCGGAGGACUGGCCCCUUCAUGAGCUGGGACUGAGCUGAGGGGGUCCCGGGUGAGGGGGCGUCACCAUGGGCAGCCCCCAGAGCAGCGCCCUUCCCGAGGCCCUGAGUCUCCGGCCCUGGGCGCGCUAAGGUCACGAGUGGGAGCUGCGCGCGGGAGGCUGCCUGGACCGCACCUUGCACCAUGGCGCUGCUGAAAGUCAGCUUUGACCAGAAGAGGCGGGUCAAGCUGGCCCAGGGGCUCUGGCUCCUGAACUGGCUCGCGGUGCUGGCCGGCACCGUGGUCUUCGGCCUGGGGCUCUUCCUGAAGAUCGAGCUCCGGAAGAGGAGCGACGUGAUGGGCAACUCGGAGAGCCACCUGGUGCCCAACUCCUUGAUCGGGGUGGGGGUGCUGUCCUGUGUCGUCCACGCUCUGGCCGGCAAGGUCUGCUACGACGCCCUGGACCCGGCCAAGUACGCCAAGUGGAAGCCCUGGCUGAGGCCGUACCUGGCCGCCUGCGUCCUCCUCCAGGCAGCCCUCCUGCUGGCGGCGCUCUGCUGCCUCCUCCUGCGCGGCUCCCUGGAGAGCGCGCUGGCCCUGGGGCUCAGGCAGGGCCUGCGGUUCUACCGCGACACGGACACGCCGGGCCGCUGCUUCAUGAAGAAGACCAUCGACCUGCUGCAGACCGAGUUCAGAUGCUGCGGCAACAACGGCUUCCGGGACUGGUUUGAGAUUCAGUGGAUCAGCAACCGCUACCUGGACUUCUCCUCCAAAGAAGUCAAAGACCGCAUCAAGAGCAACGUGGAUGGGAGGUACCUGGUGGACGGUGUCCCCUUUAGCUGCUGCAACCCCAACUCGCCACGGCCCUGCAUCCAGUACCAGCUCACCAACAACUCGGCGCACUACAGCUAUGACCACCAGACGGAGGAGCUCAACCUGUGGGUGCAAGGCUGCAGGGCCGCCCUGCUGAGCUACUACAGCAGCCUCAUGAACUCCAUGGGCGCCGUCACGCUCCUCGUCUGGCUCUUUGACGUGACCACCACGACUGGGCUGCGCUACCUGCACACGGCACUGGAAAGUGUGUCCAAUCCCGAAGACCCCGAGUGCGAGAGCGAGGGCUGGCUGCUGGAAAAGAGCGUGCCGGAGACCUGGAAGGCCUUUCUGGAGCGCUUGAAAAAGCUGGGCAAGAGCAACCAGGUGGAAGCCGAGGGCGCAGACGCAGGCCAGGCCCCCGAGGCUGGCUGAUGGCCCCGGGUCCCCUCCCUCCUGAACACUGAGAAGUAAUGGACUCCAAGAAAUGCGGACACACACCCUUGUUCAAUCUGAAGCUCCCGAGGAGGACGGCCACCUCACAGACUCUCCCUGAUGGUGGGAUGGAAAGUUUAGGGUCCCUAAAAGCAUCUGUCAAACAUUUGUUGAAUGAAUGACUCAAAAUGUGAGUGAAUGAGCCCCUUCAGGCCCACUGCUCUAGCACAUGGUCUCACGGUGGCCUCAGGGGUCUCUGGGGAUGACCAGCCACAACCCGUCUCUCUCACGGCACCCAUCUCAGUUCCACCCUGAGACUACUGGCCACACCCGAGGGCUGCUUCCCUUUGCUGCGUUUGCCAUUAUAAGCUCCAAGAGGCUUCAUUCUACAUCCAAAUGUCACCAGGUGCAUAAGCACAGGAGUCUGAACAAAAGUACUGGCCAUGUUAUCCCUUUAAAAAAUGCCAAGAUUGACAGGUCAGCCAUUGUAUUUGCUUAAUGGCAGAAAGUGGGGGACAAUUAUACUCUUCUAAGGGUACCGGACUCUCCAAAGCAGGGAGGGCUCAAAAGAAGAAUUCUCCAAUGACGGGGCAAGAGCAUUUAGAGACAGAGGAUUGUUUCUCCCCACCAAGAACGCAGUUAAAGGCCUGCUCCGUCUCAGUCACGUGUCCUCACUUGGCCAGGAGUGAGCUACGGGUGGAGGAAGUCAAGCUGUUGUCAUGUCCCAGCAGCAUCCCACCCCGAAAGGUCUGGGGGGGCUCCUCUGGCUCUGGGGGGACGGCUGCCCUUCCGUGGAAGAGGAGCAACCAUCAGACGGGAGUCUACCCUUCGGAGACCAGGCCUCACCUCGUGGUGGGCCCAGGGAUGCCCGCACAGGUGGGCGUGUCAGCCCCCGUGGACAACACUAAUUGUCUACAGUGGAGGGCAGAGUCCUCUGGGAGCUUCUUCCUGUUUCUAUCCCCAGACAGCCAUCCUUCAAAGCAAUAUUCCUGGGAUGCCUCUGCAUUAAAGAGGAUUCUUCAAGACAGCCGUCUUCCUGAGCUAGCACUGCAACAGAGGUUUCCAGUUCCUUCAGGAGAGAGAGAGAAAGGAAGCUCGUUUAGUUGAAGGAGAGAAUGAUUUCACUGCCGUCCUGAGUUUCCGGUGUGGAGAAAGCAAGACUUUUGGUGCUGCCUGGGGUGUGUUUUGGGGCUCUAACUUCCCCAGGCUUAAGACCCAACAAAGAUGUUUGGACACUGUCAGAUGUUGGUCCCAGGUUUAAUCUGACUUCUGAUUCCUUGGGCCCCCCUUCCGGGGCCCUCUUUCCUCUCAGGAGUGCUGAGAACCACGGGGAAAGUGCUGCUCUAGGCCAGAUGUGUAACUAAGCUGUACAAUAGACAUUAAAAUUAUAUUGUAUGAAAACCA
Messenger RNA from Myotis brandtii (Brandt's bat), 2674 nucleotides. RefSeq names its product peripherin 2 (retinal degeneration, slow) (gene PRPH2). Gene Ontology annotation, biological process: visual perception. The record is from RefSeq and is a predicted model, not a curated record. The transcript is spliced from 3 exons. Gene Ontology annotation, cellular component: membrane. NCBI's taxonomy places the organism in Eukaryota, Metazoa, Chordata, Mammalia, Chiroptera, Vespertilionidae. The coding region runs from base 230 to 1270 and encodes 346 amino acids.